Molecule: messenger RNA, 4650 nt
Organism: Cottoperca gobio
Lineage: Eukaryota; Metazoa; Chordata; Actinopteri; Perciformes; Bovichtidae
Gene: sema4ab
Product: sema domain, immunoglobulin domain (Ig), transmembrane domain (TM) and short cytoplasmic domain, (semaphorin) 4Ab
Exons: 15
Coding region: 376-2829 (817 amino acids)
Biological process (GO): axon guidance; positive regulation of cell migration; neural crest cell migration
Cellular component (GO): plasma membrane
Molecular function (GO): semaphorin receptor binding; chemorepellent activity
Source: RefSeq, a predicted model, not a curated record
UAUUGACUGUAUACUCGGGCUGUAAUGUGUGCGGCUGCCCUGUAGGUGGAGGCAGCUGGAGUCUGCUGACCUUCAGAUGGGAGGAGGCUCUGGGGCUUUGUUGUUAUAGUAAAGGCUCCACCGGUCAGCGUUUUCCUCCCUAGGUCACGGUUGUUCUGGCCACUUUUCACCGGUGCAAACACAGGUAGGCAGCGAAGUGCGGGCUUUCUUAUAGAGCAUCAAGAGAAGACCGGAGAGGACAGCAGCCUCAGACAUAUCCAGUGAUGGUGUGCUGUAGAAACCAGAGUAUGUGUCUUCAGCCACGAUCCCCAGCCCCGAGAAGUCUUUGACACUCUGGCUGAACAUCAGACCCGGUGCUCCCUCAUUCCUGCUGUAAUGGAGAAUCCCAGCCUGCUGUCCCUCAUCGUGGCCUUGCUGAGUUUUCUGAGUCCAUGUCUGACAAGAAUGACUCCCAGGGUCUCUUUCCAUAUGGGUAGUCCUGGGAGACAUCUCACCCGCUUCAGUAGCCAUGAUGUCAGCAACACCACCACUCUGCUGCUCAGUGAGGAUGGAGACAUGCUGUAUGUCGGAGCCCGGGAUGCUGUGUUAGCACUGGAUGUAAGCCACAAGGACGCCAUCAUACUCAGAAACAAGCUGGACUGGAACCCUUCAGAGAUAGACCUUGAACAAUGUUCCAUGAAAGGCAAGGAAAUGGCCGACUGUCCCAAUUUCAUUCGUGUCCUGCAGUUCUUGAACACCACUCACAUCUAUGCCUGUGGAACAUUUGCCUUCAGUCCACGCUGCACCUACAUUCACUCAGAGACGUUAACAAUGAGCCUCAAGCCCGAUGAAGGAAGAGGUCGCUGCCCCUAUGACCCCUACCAACGCAACACUGCUAUCAUCGUAGACGGAGAGCUUUAUACUGGGACGGUGGCAGACUACAGGGGGAACCGGCCAGUCAUCUCCCGCCACCUCAGCGAGGGCCGGCGCGUGGACCUGAAGUUGGAUGAUACAUUAGGAUGGCUGGAGGAUCCAACCUUCAUCAGCUCCAGUUUCAUCCCUGAUGAGGAGAAAAUCUAUUUCUUCUUCAGUGAAGUGGGCAGAGAAUAUGACUUCAUCGACAAGUUUAUCGUUUCCCGUGUUUCUCAGAUCUGCAUGAGUGAUGUUGGAGGUCAGCGUACCCUGCAGCGACGCUGGACCACGUUUGCCAAAGCUCAGCUGUUGUGCCAGGCUGACAAUGAGCUGCCCUACAAUGUGAUCCAGGACAUAGACAGCCUCCCACCAGCAGAGGGCGCUCCUGCAGACGACACACUCUUUUAUGGCAUCUUCACCUCCCAGUGGUCUGUCAACUCGGGACGGUCAGCAGUGUGUUCGUUCCGCCUGACUGACAUCAAAUCCGUUUUCUCUGGUAACUACAAAGUCCUCAACAGGGACACGUUACAGUGGAGCACACGGGUUCAAGAGAAGGUCGCAAAUCCAGGAGAGUGUGGCCUGCACAACGCGUCUGACAACACCCUGCGCUUUGUCAAAGAAAACUUCCUGGCAGACGACAGUGUGCGGCCGGUUGGAAGAAGUGUGACCGUGGUGUCUGCUGAGCACAGCUACAGCCACCUGACUGUCCAGAGAGUCCAGGCUGCCAACCGCAGAGACUACACUGUCCUGUUCCUGCUCACAGAGUCAGGUUACCUGCACAAAGCAGUGCUGCUGCAGAGUGGGGCCCACAUCAUAGAGGAGGUCCAGGUGUUCAAGCAGCCUCAGCCUAUCAAGAGCCUGAAGCUCUCCAUACCCAAGGGUAUGAUAUAUGUUGGCACAUCAGAGGGUGUGGUGAGGGUUCCAACAGCCAACUGCUCUUUCUACUGGACCUGUCCUCAGUGUGUUCUGGCCCGAGACCCCUUCUGUGGUUGGGACCCUGUCAGCAGGGCCUGUGUGCAGGCCUCCAACACCCAGGCCAGUCUAAGCCAGGAUAUAGACAGUGGGAAUGUUGAAGAGGCAUGCAACAGUGUUUCAUUUACACAUAGAGCCAGAUUUGCUCCAAACAAACUGCCUGCAGCCUCAUGUCCUGCAGGUGAACUGGUGUCGGUGUCUCUGAAUGAAGUGGUGCGGCUGCAGUGUCCCGCGGCGUCGCAGCUCUCCCAGCAGCUGUGGGAGCGUCCCAACAGCCGGCUCUCCUCAGACCUGUAUCUGCACCUGGAGGAUGGGAGUCUUAGCUUCGUGGCGACUCCUGCCACACUGGGACACUACCUCUGCCUGUCCACUGAGAACGGCUACCAACAGACUAUUGCCAUCUAUCACGUCAAACAGAAGAGCAGCCCCAUGGCUCACACUCCAAGCAGCCACACCUGGCCUCAGACACACCCCAUACCCACCACAAAGGCUGUGGCCAGGCCAGGGCUGCAUCCCUCUGUGGGGACUUGGCCUAAAAGAACAGAAACAAGACAAGAAGAGACUGAGCCAACACUGUCCAGCAGGGACACUCCGCGGGACAGAAAUGUGACUAUGUGGGCUGGGGAAUCUGGGCAGAAAGAGGCAGAGCUUCGGGAUGGGGAGCCCCUGCUGUCGGCCAGAGGCCACUGCUACCUAAAAGAGCUGGUGGUGGUGUCAGUUCUGCUGGUGCUCUGCCUUAGUCUGUUAAUCACCAUGCUUCUGUAUGUCAUCAGACAGCGCUGCCGCAGCCGAACGGCCCCACAGCCAGGGACUUCGAGCAGAGUCUCUGACAGAAGGACCCCUGUGGAGCACGAGGCUCUCCGGGGGAGCCAGGUUCUGAGCAAACGCAACGGACAAGCCAGUGGCUUGGUUUGUAACGGGGCACUCACAGGCUCUAAUGGGCAUUUGCCCAACACCCCCAUCUGAACAGUUUACAGUUAACUGAUGAGACCAGAGGUGACGGGAGGCCAUCUGGUGCCAGAAUCACCAUGGUGACUGUCAGUCAGCCCAGUGGGAGGUUCUGUUUUGCACAGCCAAUGGCACGGUACAAACACUAUCUGAUCCUGAUAGGCAAGAUUUGGAUCUCAUAGGAGGAAAGACGAUUCUGUGGCACACUAAAUGGAGACACGAGUUGAGAUGGAACUUCUUUGUUGUUGCCAGACACUGAAACCCGUUGGCUGUUAUGCUCUGAAUGUUCUGUGUGUAAUCACUUACUAAACAGAAAGGUACAGCUGGUUCUUUAAAUGUUUUUAGAGACCAGUCGGUGUUUGAUGCAACUAUUAUUAUGGGAUAGUUGUAUUUUCAAGAGUUAAUUCAAAACACAUGAAUAGAAUGUUCAAUUUCAAAAUAUCCACUCUCGUCUGAGCCCCGUGUUCAUCUUUGUACAUACAUGCACACAUGGCUGGUUAUGCAACUCUGCUGAUUUCUUUGCCAAACACAUUUUGGAGGACACAUAUUUGAUGCCUGGGUUAUGUCCAGUGCUCAGGGUUUCCCUGAGUCCAGUAAGUAUGGUGUUCCUGUAACAUAAGUAGGUGGUCGGGUGGAUGGCCAUACACUAAUUCAUCUGUACACACAUAAUGUGAACGUGCCUUGGCUUCAGUUGAGCUGAUGCUUUGGUGGAGCUGUUGGUCCACUUUUUACUGAUUUCCUGUGCGUCAUACACACCGGGCCAUUUGGAGACAACAUCAGUAAACAUGCAGCCACUGUUUUGACAUGCACUUCCAUACAGAGGUUAGAAUUGGAGUUCUGCAGUUACAUGAUUUUCUGAGUCAUGUAAAUUAGAAACCUGAAGUGUUUUCCGAUUGCCUUAUUUCAUGUCUCCUGGCUUCUGGGAAUUGCAAUCAUAAAGGUCGUCAUGGAGGACGAACACAACUCUUUAUUAUAAAUCAGCUGGAGCUGGGAUACAUCAACGCAGCUUUACACUGGGACAAAUACCCAAAUAAUGACAAAAUAUCAGCUCUUAAGCAUAAAACAACUUUCAUCUUUUCAUUGUAAUUUUUCCAUUUGAACCUGUAUGAUGGAUGAUGUUAUAGUCAUGGAGAGGCCUGUUGUCUUUCAGCAGUAAAAAUAUUUGCAUUAAAUAUUGGUUUCUACGAGGCUGAACAUCCCUAUGUGUCGGGUGCAAAGUAUAUUUGAUGUGAAAUAUUUCAUGUCCAGUCUUUUAUAACACAUUCUUCUCAUCAUUACCUUGAUUAUUGAAUAAAGAAUUUACAAACUAUACCAAUGAAUGCAGAUGUUAAUAAUACAUAAAGUGUUGCUGGCUUAUGUACUUUUGAUGUCUGAGCAGUAACGGAUGUGUUCACAAUAUAAAUCCAGAAUACAGGUUUUUAAUGAAGAUGCUUAUCAUUUAGGGGGAGAGAUAUUCCUCUCUGAACAAAGGAUGUAAAGGAUGUAAUCCUUGCUCUGUCUGAAAAUGUGUUGGGAUCCGAACACAAGAACUAUGUUUAAAGCCAAUCGUAAAUAUAUUGUAUGUGAUCUGUGCAGGAUAAAAAGAGGUGGUUAGUUUUAGUCUUGUGUCUGUGCAAAGCAAUAACAUCAGUUAGCAGUGCAGCUAAUCAAUAUCCUAACUAUAAACAGACAUUGCAAUAAUAAAGCACUCGAUAACAUUAAAUCAAGGUUCAUUGGCAGAAGUAAAAGUUAAAAAGUCUUGCUCAGCCAUGUGCUGUAGCUAGGCUAAUGCUGUGCUAUGCUACGCCCAGUUAACAGUCCAUGAAUGGAGAGAGGUUACUUAGCUUGUUAGCUUAGCUA